Molecule: messenger RNA, 1805 nt
Organism: Larimichthys crocea (large yellow croaker)
Lineage: Eukaryota; Metazoa; Chordata; Actinopteri; Sciaenidae
Product: cytadherence high molecular weight protein 1
Exons: 6
Coding region: 1-1443 (480 amino acids)
Source: RefSeq, a predicted model, not a curated record
AUGAAGACGCUGGCACUGCUCUCACUGAGCCUGGCAGUGGCUCUGGGUUUGCCAACCUUUGUUCAAGAUGAGGCACAAAAUCAUCCUGAUUUACCUCAAGAAGAACAGAGCCCUCUGCUGGGAGAUCUGCUUCCUGCACAGGGUCAUGUGGUGGUGGAAGAUCCUGCACCACAAGGCAGGCUCGGAUCCGAGGACCAGCAGGAAAAAGUGGCUCAAGUUAAGGAGGAGCCAGAGGUUAAACCAGAGUCAGAAGUUAAGAAGGAUCCAGAGGUUGAACCAGACCUAGAAGUUAAGGUGGAGCCAGAGGUUAAACUAGAGCCAGAAGUUAAGAAGGAUCCAGAGGUUGAACCAGACCUAGAAGUUAAGGUGGAGCCAGAGGUUGAACCAGAGCCAGAAGUUAAGGAGGAGCCAGAGGUUGAACCAGACCUAGAAGUUAAGGUGGAGCCAGAGGUUGAACCAGAGUCAGAAAUUAAGGUGGAGCCAGAGGUUGAACCAGAGCCACAGCUUGAAGAUGUCUCAAACUUCAUGGCGGUAUCAGAGGAAGCGGAGCCUGAAAUGAAUCCCGAGGAUGAAGCAGUCCGAGAGGUUGAAGAGAAGUUCAAGGUGCAAAUGAGCCUGGAGCCAGAGACUGAAACAGGUCAGCAGUUAGUCAAGAGGCACGUUGACAUGGAGACAAUAUCACAUGAAGUGAUGGUCGAGCCGAUCAUGGAGCUGGAGCCACUGGAUGACGACGACAACAUGCUUGGAAAUGACUUGGAGCUGUCCGAGAAGCAGAGGAACUUUGAAGAACCAAUAAUGGAGCUGGAGCCUGAGACGAGGCAAGAAGAGGUCAUCCCAGAGGCUGCCGUCAUGGAAGAAGGGCCGGCAUUGGACAUUAACGGACAGCCAAUGCCACCUUUAGAGGAGUAUUUCCCCAAUGAGGAGGCGAGGAUGGAGCUGAGUUCAAUCAUGGACCAACCAGAGAGUGAAUAUCUCAGAGAGGAGGAGCCUCUGCCCUAUGAGGAGCCAGCACUGAUGAGGCAGGAACAAGACAACCAAGCCAGUGGGCUGCGCUCUUGUCCUGGAGUGUCAUAUGAGGGGAAGUGUUACGAGUUCUUCAGAGGGCCAAAGAAGGCUGUGGAUGCCGAGUUCUUCUGCCAACAACAAUUCCACGGUGGGCACCUGGCCUCCAUCACAAGCCGCAACAUCCACGCAAAGAUAAUGAACAUGAUGAGCCAGCAAUACGGGAGAUCUACACGCACCUGGGUCGGAGGACUCCGAUAUUUGGAUAGCGGUCGCUUUGUCUGGUUGGAUGGAUCCCGAUGGACCUACGCUGACUGGCUUUCAGGGGAGCCCAACCACACAUCAAAUCUGGAGGACUGCAUCGAAGUGUUGCCAAGUGGGAAGUUCAACGACUUCACGUGUUGGGAACCUCAAGCUUUCAUCUGCUCCUAUCCUCAGUGAACGUGCAGGGAGCUCGUGUCAUGCUUCUUCUUUCAUCACACAAUCCAUCAGAUACUAGUGGAACAUCAGGACGAAACAUGUUGUACAUUAUAUUAAAGUGUGGUUUUAUUUGUUUUUGAUAAGAAGAUAAUAUCCUGUAAAUAAAGUGAUAUUUAUUCUCAAGCUUGUUGUGAUUCUUACUAAAGCUAAAGCAUAUAAAGUAAGUGUGCACUCAUGAUUAUAUAAACUGUGCAAUGGAGAUAUUUACUUCAACAUUUUCUAUUUCUUUUAUUUAUUUCGUUUCAUAUCUGAUCCAUGUUUAUUACUUUUUUUCCUAAUGUUUGUUAUUGCACAUCUUAUAAAGUAUGCAACUCCUGAUUUCA